Molecule: messenger RNA, 4475 nt
Organism: Emericellopsis atlantica
Lineage: Eukaryota; Fungi; Ascomycota; Sordariomycetes; Hypocreales; Bionectriaceae
Product: RecF/RecN/SMC
Exons: 4
Coding region: 347-4102 (1251 amino acids)
Biological process (GO): sister chromatid cohesion
Cellular component (GO): cohesin complex; nucleus; chromosome
Molecular function (GO): ATP binding; ATP hydrolysis activity; protein binding
Source: RefSeq, a predicted model, not a curated record
ACUGUCACUUCACAAACCUAGUAGUAACCAGCAUCGUGUGGAUUGGACUUAAUUGUCGAGAUCUUGACGUGGUGCUUGUCAACGGGCAUCUGUUGCGUGCACCGACUUCCAUUUAUCAAACACGCGUCUUUCGUUACGCAGCGUGCGCUCAACUACCUUACAAACAUCGUGUCCUCGGCCCAGCAAAUUGGUGGUUGCUAGCCAGGCGCGCCAAACCCCCACCAUUCCCUUCGCCGCACUCUGAUCGCGUUUCUGGAAGUCCUCAAUCCUGCUGAUUCUCGCCGGCUCGAGGAUCCUCACGCAUCAGAAACAUAGCGCCGCGGCGAGCCUCGCGAGUGUGGUCAUAAUGGGGAAGCUUAUUCGCCUCGAAUUGUUCAACUUUAAGUCCUACAAAGGCCACCACACUCUUCUGUUCGGUGAUUCCUAUUUCACCUCCAUCAUUGGCCCAAAUGGAUCAGGCAAAUCUAAUUCCAUGGAUGCCAUAUCCUUUGUCCUGGGUAUCAAAUCAUCGCACCUUCGCUCAGCACACCUCAAGGACCUUGUCUACCGCGGUCGCGUCCUACAAACUUCCAAAAUAAACGACGACGGGUCCGUGGACGCGAAUGGGUCUUCGAAUGGUGUUCCCAAUGGCAGCCAGCAGGCUGCUCGCGGUGACCCGAAGACCGCGUGGGUGAUGGCUGUUUACGAGGACGAUGCAGGUGAUGAACAACGGUGGAAACGCUCGAUCACUAGCUCAGGCGCAAGCGAAUACCGUAUCAACGACCGCGUCGUCACUGCGCAACAAUACAACGAAGGGCUAGAGGCUGAGAAUAUCUUGAUCAAGGCGAGAAAUUUUCUCGUCUUUCAAGGCGAUGUCGAAGCCAUUGCCUCGCAGUCACCACAGGAUCUGACCCGGCUUGUUGAGCAAAUCUCCGGCAGCUUAGAGUAUAAAGCUGAUUACGAGAGAUUACAAGCGGAGGCUGAGCAGGCGGCUGAGAAUCAAAAUUUUCAGCUGCAGCGACGCCGUGGCAUCAACUCCGAAAUCAAGCAAUAUCGCGAACAGAAGAAGGAGGCGGACAACUUUCAGAAAAAGGCAGACGAAAAGGACAACGCCAUUGUCACGCACACGCUGUGGAAGUUGUAUCACUUUCAGAAGGCAAUGGACGACUCCAAGGCAGCUAUACACAGCCAUCAUGAAGACUUGAAGGAUCUGAGGCGGAAUGUUGAGACCUUUCAGAAAAAGCUGGAUGUGGCUCGCGAGAACCAAUCUAAUGCAGCUCGGCAAGUUUCCAAGAUUGAGAAGAAUAUCAAGGGCAUAGAAAGAGGCAUCGAAGAUGCCCAGGAUUCCAUGAUUCCGCACGAUGAGAAGAUUGCCGAGACCAAUCGACGCUUGGAAGUGAACAAGUCGAAGACUGAUCGCAUCACACGUGAGCGCGAUGAGCAAGCUGCCACCAUUGCAAAGCUUCAGAAAGACGUUGAGAAUGUGGUGAAAGCCGAGGCCAGAUUCGAGAAGGAGAUCAAAGACCAAAUGCGGCAGCAGGGUCGCGACAUCAGUGAUGCAGACAGGAAAGAGUACGAUGCCCUUCGCUCUCAGGUCAUGUUGAAGACCACUGCGGACCAAAAGGGACUUGCGCAAUAUGAGCGCACAGAGAAAGCCGACGAAGUCACCUACAGGAAUCUGGAAAGCAAGGUCGAUUAUUACACGAGGCUCAUCGAGAGGAACGAGGCCGACUUGGCGCAGAUUGCGGAGAGGAAAAAGUCGACGGAGGCGAUUGCACGGGAGCUGACCAGCAGUGUCUCCUCGAUGAAGAAGGAGUUCCAUCGAUUGCAAGCAAAGCGUAUUGAGAGCAGCCAGAAACGGACCGUUCUCGAGGAGAGGCUUGAGGAUGUGUCCCGAAAGCUGAAGGACGCUGAUGAUGGGCGCCGGCAAAGCGAUAGGGAGAGGAGGCUAAAGGAUAUGAUUGCCACUCUCAAAAGUGCUUAUCCGGGUGUUCAUGGCCGUGUUGGCGACCUUUGCAAGCCCAAGCAGAACAAGUUCGAGGAGGCUGUUCUUGUGGCUCUAGGUCGAAAUUUUGACUCCGUGGUCGUAGACACGGAGAAGGUCGGUACCGACUGCAUCGCCUAUCUACGCGAGCAGCGGUUCCCCACAAUGAGCUUCAUUCCUCUCGACAACAUCAAAAUUCCGCAGCUGAACACGAGCAUCAAGGGUAUCAAGGGUGCCAGGUUGGCUGUGGAUACUGUCAACUUCGACUCGGCUUUUGAGCGUGCUAUCAUCUACGCCUGUGGCAACUCGGUCGUGUGCGACACCAUUGAAGUUGCAAAGCACAUCUGCUUCGAGAAAAAGUUCCCUGUCGAAGCUGUCACUCUGGAUGGCUUUGUCAUCCAUGAGGGUGGCACUAUGACGGGAGGAAGGGGCCCCGACUCCAAGGGCAAAAGGAGGUUCGAACCGGCAGACAUUCCAAACCUCGAGAGGUCGGCCAAAAAUUUGAAGGAAGAAAUUGAGAACCUUCCAAAAGCCGAUCGUCACGGCAGCAAGGAAGAGGCUCUUGAGUCCGAGCUAGCUGUCCUUGAGCGCAGGCUCAAAGUCGUGAGUGAUGAAGUCGAUGGCUUCACCAAAAACUACGAAAGCAAGCACAGUGAAGUCAAAAGUCUGAAGAAGGAGCUGCGUGCUAUCCAGCCUAAAUUCGACCAAAAGAAAGCAGAGCUGGAGAGUGUCAGAGCAAACGUUCAGAGAUUCAAGACCGCCAUCAGCCAAGUUGAGGAUGAAGUCUUUGCCAGCUUCUGUUCAAGACUGGGCUACAGUGACAUUCGAGCGUACGAAGCCUCACAGGGGAAAUUCGAGCAAGAAGCGAAUCAGAAGCGCCAGGAGUACUCAGUACAAAAGCAAAAGCUGCACAACAGGCUCAAUUGGGAGAUCGAAAAUCACAAGCAAACGGAAGCCCGUCUGAAGACCACUCGCGACAACAUUCGCAAGCUCGUCAACGACAUCAAGGCUUUUGAAGAGGAGAAGUCCAGGCUUCAAAGUAAGGUCCUUGAGAUGCAGGCUGAACUGGAGGCACUUCGCGAGCUUCUCGACGAACACAAAAGCGAGCUUACCGAGCGCUCAGAGAAGGUGAGCGAAGCUAAGGCCGAAUUACAAAAGCGCAGCAAGGGCAUCGAGAGCCGCCAAAAGGAGAUCACAGAGCUGGAGAACAUUGCUCUCAAGAAUAGCUCCAGCAAGUCAACGCUCUUGCGUCGUUGUCGUUUAGAGCAGAUUCAAGUUCCUUUGGUCGAGGGCAGUCUGGACGACUUACCAUUGGAAGACGAAACCAUGCAUGGAGAUAUCGAUGGUAUGGAUCUUGACGAGGAUCAGGAGUCGACGGACGACAUUGCCCGGCACCACGGCGUGGAAAUCGAUUACUCGAGCUUGGACCCGGAAUAUCGAGAAUCAGGCGAUGAGGAAGUUGAGGCUCAACUUCAGCAACACAUCUCGUCACUCACCUCGGAACUCGAGAAAUUGAACCCCAACAUGCGCGCAAUGGAACGACUCGAGGGCGUUGAGACACGACUCAAGCAGACCGAUGAGGAGUACGAGGACUCCAAAAUAGCCGCUCACAACGCUAAAGAAGCUUUCCGGGAAAUCAAAGAAAAGCGGUAUGAACUAUUCAACAAGGCGUUCUCUCACAUUCAGGAUCAAAUCAAGGUCGUCUACCGGGACUUGACACGCUCUGAAGCGUAUCCUCUGGGCGGACAGGCUUAUCUCGACAUUGAAGAAGAUACCGACAUGCCGUAUCUUUCUGGUAUCAAAUAUCACGCCAUGCCGCCUCUCAAGCGAUUCCGCGACAUGGAACAUCUCUCAGGCGGUGAGAAGACAAUGGCAGCCUUGGCAUUGCUGUUUGCGGUUCACAGUUAUCAGUCGAGUCCUUUCUUUGUCCUAGACGAGGUUGAUGCAGCGCUCGACAAUGCCAACGUGGACAAAAUCAAGAAGUACAUCAGAGAUCACGCUGGACCAGGCAUGCAGUUCGUCGUCAUCAGCCUGAAGGCUGGCCUCUUCCAGGACAGUGAGAGUUUGGUAGGAGUGUAUCGCGAUCAAGAAGUGAACAGUUCACGAACAUUGACACUGGAUCUGCGUAAAUAUGCGUGAGAAACCUUUCUUCACAUCUGAGGAAUGCGCGCCCCCGGUUGGUAGGGUGGUUCAGGCUGUACUGAGCCGUUAGGAUUGUUCAAUGGUGACGGAAUGUAGUCGUAUGGCCUUGAGGGGCAUUCUGGUGUUUAAGUCGUUGCCAUAACAUAUCAAAAUUGUCUGUUCGUGGCCAUUCAUUUGGUUCUUUCAACUAUACAUCCUAUUAAUGGCAUCUAAGGCAGAUAGAUACUGGGUGCUUGUUCCUGUCAUUGUCUUGACCUGGUGUUGAAUCGGCUGUGGCUUGAAGUUCACCUACCCAGCCACCUUAGUCAUCAUCCAGCAGGCCCUUGCGCUAGAAACGCCCAGCGUCUGUGCACCUUGCUCAUUGUUAGGU